CUUCAUGUUGAGCGAUGGAUCGUAUUUCAACACAUCGAUGUAUCGAACUAGAAACAUUUAGCGAUGCAUCCUUCAUUAGACAUGCCUCCUAAAUGUUAAUAAAUUGGAAUAUAUUGGAAGAGCUUGAGCUCGAAGUUUGAAUAAACAUUUGAAUGUGAUAAACUUGCCCGGUAAUUAAAUGUGCCCUGAAAUUAAUGUGAUGUCGACUGUAUGUGAUGGCGGGUAAAGAGUUAGUAAGCCAUCAGCAGCAGUUUGUUGAAGAAAUUAACUACAAUGAAAUUGAAACCGAGCAGGUAGUAGGAAAAGGUUCUUUUGGAGUAGUGUGGAAAGGUAAAUGGAGAGGGCAAUAUGUUGCUGUAAAAUACAUAAAUUCAGAAGGUGAAAAAAAGGCUUUCACAGUAGAAGUCAGGCAAUUGUCAAGGGUUGUACAUCCUAAUAUUGUUAAACUCUAUGGAGCUUGCACAAAAAAUCCAGUUUGUCUUGUUAUGGAAUAUGCAGAAGGAGGUUCCUUAUAUAACAUUCUGCAUUGUAAUCCACAGCCACGGUAUACUGCAGGUCAUGCAAUGAGCUGGGCUCUACAAUGUGCACGUGGUGUUGCAUAUCUUCAUAAUAUGAAACCAAAACCUUUGAUACAUAGAGACCUAAAACCACCGAAUCUGUUAUUGGUAAUGGGUGGACAAACCCUUAAAAUUUGUGACUUUGGUACAGCUUGUGAUUUAAAUACAUAUAUGACUAACAAUAAAGGUUCUGCUGCUUGGAUGGCUCCAGAAGUAUUUGAGGGUUCUAAGUAUACAGAAAAGUGUGAUGUAUUCAGUUGGGGUGUUAUUCUUUGGGAGAUAUUGUCCAGGAAGAAACCAUUCGAUGAAAUUGGCGGCUCUGCAUAUAGAAUAAUGUGGGCAGUGCAUGUGGGACAGAGGCCUCCUUUAAUUGAGGGUUGUCCAAAACCAAUAGAAGAUCUCAUGACCAGGUGUUGGCAUAAAUCUCCUGAAGAAAGACCAUCAAUGGACGAAGUUGUAGAAACAAUGACAAUCCUUUCACAAUUUUUCGGUGACCAUUUGGAACCUGUUGAAUAUUCUUUAAGUGCUGAAUCUGACGAAGGCAACGAAAAUGAUGUUUCUAAAGAUGAUACUUUAGAUGUGACUAGCACUUUAGAUUCACAAAUAAACGGAUACCCUACUAAUGGUACUAUAAGAGUUAGUGUACCUGUUUCUAAAGAAAAGUCAGAAAUUAUAAAUGGAAAAGAUAGUUCAUCAACUCCCUUGUACGAUUUCAGAGAUGUUUCUUGCAAAAAUAAUAAUUCAUUAGACAAUACAACUCACACAAAAUUUCAAAAUAAAAAUUUUGCACCGCUUCAUAUCGAUUGCGAUCCGAAUGCUUGGGAAUUACCAAGUUCCGAUUUACCAUUGGACUCACCUGUACUGAAAGCAAAGAAUACCGUGCAAAAUAAUAGUACAACCAAUGAAGACCUAGAUAAUGUGUAUCGUUUGCUGGAUGCAGAUUUGAGACCAUUAACACCAGAUCAAACUUGUGAAAGGUCAAAAGAAAUUUUUGAGGAGCACAAGCAGCUAGCACAGGAAUAUUUGAAAGUACAAACAGAAAUAGCCCUCUUAGGGCAACAUAAAAACGAAAUGCUUAAAAAUCUCACUUUAGACAGUUUAAGGCAGCAGGAGGAACUUAGAAAACUUGAAGAUGAAAAGGAAUCCUUAAUAAAGCUGUAUCGAAAUUUAAAACGCCAGUUGGAAAUAAUGAAGAACCAAAGAAUAAAUAGUGGCCUUUCGAGCAACUCUCAAAUGAUGGGUCCCGCAGUUUCAGGAAACAAUGGGUGGUUUAUGGUACCUUGUCAAGAUCCCUCGAGACACACCUGAAUAUCAGGAAUAUCUAGAUGAAAGGAAGAAGUUUGUUUUUGUUACUACGUCUAAAAAAAGACGUCUUCGUAUUUCGAUAUCAACGGAAAAUGUGCAAUUUUCUGUGAAAGUAACGGGAAUUCUUUGCAAAAACGGAUACAAGGAAUUAACUACGAAGAAAGUAGUUAUUAUUUCACAGCAUAAACUGCCUAUAAAACGCUAUACUUAAACACUAAAUAACUAUUUUUUUUUCAUUUAAUAGAAACUUCUGCUAAGUUUCCUGCAAAUUUUGAAACCGUUUCCGAAUACUUUAUUUUUUGAAUAAAGAGUUAUAGAGGAUUUUAUUA
Hylaeus volcanicus is the source of this 2191-nucleotide messenger RNA. Its product is annotated as mitogen-activated protein kinase kinase kinase 7-like. The transcript is spliced from 9 exons. Gene Ontology annotation, molecular function: magnesium ion binding; ATP binding; MAP kinase kinase kinase activity. Bases 216 to 1865 code for a protein of 549 amino acids. Gene Ontology annotation, biological process: JNK cascade; protein phosphorylation; positive regulation of canonical NF-kappaB signal transduction. NCBI's taxonomy places the organism in Eukaryota, Metazoa, Arthropoda, Insecta, Hymenoptera, Colletidae. The record is from RefSeq and is a predicted model, not a curated record.